AUGCUGCACAUGCGACCUCGCAGCCCCAGCGCCGACCCCGCGCCCUGCUGGGCACCACAGCCUCAAGGACCCAGCCCUGCUAAGCGCCGCCGCCUCCACGAGCCCGCCCGCCAUGAGCCCCCGGCGUCUCCCGACCUGGAAGCGCCCACCCAGGCCACCAGCGAAGAGCUCACCUCGGUGUUGGUCCUGGCCCAUGGCUGUGCCAUGCAACUGCAGCUGGACGGAGUCGACCUACUGCUGGAGCCCGAGCCCACCUCGGUAAUGCAAGUGGAGCUCCCUGGACACACCUUAAUCCUGGUGCCCGAGGGCCUCCAGUCUUUCGCCCAUCUUGGACAGCCUGGGUUCUUGUCCACCAGCCCACAGGAAGGCGCUCUCCUGCACUUGCCCCAGGACCACCUCGUCGUCCUCCAGCAGGGAUCCCUCUGUGAAGACAUCCUAGACAACUCCUAUCAAGAGGUCGCCUGCGAUGAGGAGGACGACUCUGGCUUCCUGUCACCCUGGAUUGACGCUCCAGCUGGCCAGGCCUCUGAGCUCCUUUCCUGCCACAUCAGGAUGCCCACUCCUUGGCCUCAGGACUACAUCCUCGAACCACAGCUUCAGGUACCCUCCCCUACUGCAGAGCCAUGGUCUCCGAGGUCCUUCUGGGACUUGGACAGCUACCUGCAGGGACCUUUCCCCACCUCGCCACUGCAGCCUCUGCCCCCAUCUCCUCCAAGUCCCCAGGAGCAGCGCCCUCCACGCCCUCCAUGCUCUCCAAGCUCUCCACACGCCCCAUGCAAGGCCCGGAGGCGACUGUUCUAUGAAUGAACUACCUGCACAAAUCCUGAUGCCGCUCAAGGAAAAGGCUCCCCAAAGCCACUAUGUGUGUCUUUGCGCAGCCUACAAGGUUAGAAAGGCACUCUCGUUCUUGAAAUGGGCAGAAUGUAGAAUAUUGGAUCGGUGAUUGACUAGAAAGCCUGAAAGAUCAUUGCCACCAGAUCACGUGCUGUUUGAAAAUCGCCCACUUAAGGUCUUUGAAUUGACUUCUUCUGCCCUUUUCUAUACAGAAGUCACCCUUGGGUACUUUCAUCCUGGAAAUCCUGGUUUUGUAGCAAAUCCCAGUUUUAUUCCAGCACUACUGUUUUUUUUGUUUGUUUGUUUGUUUUUUGUUUUUUUGAGACAGGGUUUCUCUGUGGCUUUGGAAGCUGUCCUGGAACUCACUUGGUAGUCCAGGCUGGUAUCGAACUCACAGAGAUCCGCCUGCCUCUCCCUCCGAGUGCUGAGAUUAAAGGCGUGCACCACCAAUGCCCUGCCCAGCACUACUCCUUAAAGGAACAGGCUACCAUUCACCCUUACCCCCAGCUUAAUUACUUGAAUUAGCUAGUAAUUGGGAGUGAAAUUCUUUUCUCUUAUGAGCUUUAGCACUAAUCUCUCCUACUCUGUGCCCCCUUUUUUGUUUGUUUGUUUGUUUUUAAACCAUAGACCGUUUCGUUAUGCAGUCUAUUCUUUGUUUGGGAGGAUAGCAAAUGGUUGCACCUCACCGAUGCUGUUCCUAUUGAAACAAACUUAGCAAGGAAAGCAAUGAUCACGUUCUUUUUUGAAUAAUUAAGUCGUUUACAUGGGUGGAGUUUUUGUUUGUGUGUGGGUUGUUUGGGGCUUGUUUUGAUUUAACUUUGGGAGGUGUUGGCUUUUCUUUUUCUUUCCAUGAGAGCCAAAUCUGUUGAUAUCAUUUUGUGUAUUUUUAAUAUACUUCUCAUGUCCUUGAGGUCAUCGAAUGUUACAAUAAUUAAGUUAUAAGACUAUAUUGCUAGAAUAAUUACAAGAUCCCAAAUUUAAGUUGUUCUUUAUUACUAGUGUAUAGAUGUAAUCAUUACAGUUAUUUGAUAUCCAACAAAAUUUAUUAAUUUCUUUGGUAACUUUAUGUACUUUCAUUUGAAUGGUUGAUAAAAAUAGUGUCUCUAAUGAGAAAAUUGGGAUCUUUCAUACAUCUAAUAUAUCUCAUUUGUCCUUAACCAUUUUUAUUGGAUAUUUAUGUUCAAUUGAAGUAUAUUUAGUAGGGUUAUUCCUAUCAUAUGUCAUAUGGUACUUAAGUUUUAUAGAAUAUUAUCUUUCCUGUAAAUAGUUGUUAGAUAGUCUU
This is a messenger RNA of Mesocricetus auratus (golden hamster), 2116 nucleotides long. RefSeq names its product proline-rich protein 23A3-like. The coding region runs from base 1 to 807 and encodes 268 amino acids. The record is from RefSeq and is a predicted model, not a curated record. The transcript has a single exon. NCBI's taxonomy places the organism in Eukaryota, Metazoa, Chordata, Mammalia, Rodentia, Cricetidae.